Messenger RNA from Laccaria bicolor S238N-H82, 1458 nucleotides. RefSeq lists its product as uncharacterized. The record is from RefSeq and is a predicted model, not a curated record. Gene Ontology annotation, biological process: lipid oxidation. Gene Ontology annotation, molecular function: oxidoreductase activity, acting on single donors with incorporation of molecular oxygen, incorporation of two atoms of oxygen; metal ion binding. Lineage: Eukaryota; Fungi; Basidiomycota; Agaricomycetes; Agaricales; Hydnangiaceae. The transcript has a single exon. The annotation marks the transcript as partial.
GACAUGUAUUACAACAAAAACAUUGGGCUUCGUGAUGAUUGGUACACAGAUGCUGCGUUUGGUCAGCAGCACUUUACGGGAACGAAUACCACCACCAUCACCCUUGCACCCUCGCGUUUGAUUGAUGAAUUCAAGACCGUCGCGCAUACUCAGGAACGAGCUGAUGUUGAGAAACUCUUGGAAUCUCAUUCCGGGGAUCUGUAUGUCGAGGAUUACAGCGACUUCCGCACCGCCAUGGGGCUCCCUCCGAGCCACGAGUUUACAACGGAAGGACGUUAUGGUUGUGCUGCCGUUGUGCUCUUCCAUCUCGAGCCCGAAGGGAAACUGCAUCCCCUAGCUAUCACACUCGACCACAGAGGUACCAUCCAGGCUUCAGUGACCAUCUUCAACCGCCGUGUCAGCUCGGCAAUUCCAGGGGAUGAGUACUCAGACUGGCCGUGGCGUUACGCGAAGAUGUGCUCUCAAGUCUCGGAUUGGCUCCGCCAUGAAGUUGCUGUCCACCUCGUGUAUACACAUCUCGUCGAAGAAAUCAUGAUUGUUUCUGCCCAUCGCACGCUCGACCUUGACCACGUACUCUUCAAGUUGCUGGAACCACAUUGGAGCACCACUCUCUCGCUGAACGCAGCAGCCCGCGAAACUCUCGUCCCCAAAAUCAUCAUUGGGAUGACGGGCUUCACGGCAGAGGAAACCUAUGCCUUCCUCAAGACAUCGUACAAUAAUUUCAACUGGACAGACCACUAUGUCCCCAAUGAUCUGCGGAAGCGCGGCUUCCCACCGGAGGACCUGGACAAGCCCAAGUACCACAACUACGGCUACGCACGCAACAUUGCCCGCACCUGGGAGAUUCUGCGAAAGUUCGUCAGCAAGGUAUUGACAACUGCGUAUCCGGGUGGCGACACCCAGGUCGCAAAUGACCCAUCUGUUGCUGCCUUUUGUCAGGAGGUCCGCUCUGGCUCUGGAGGCCAGCAACCCAGCUUCCCUGAGAUCAAGACGUUGGAUGGGUUGAUUGACUUUGCGACCAUGUGCAUCCACGUCGCAUCGCCACAACACACCGCGGUCAACUACUUGCAGCAGUAUUACCAGACCUUCGUCCCCAAUAAGCCAUCGGCCCUCUGUGCCAGACUUCCCCAGUCGUUGACGGAGCUCCAAGCGUACGGGGAGCAGGAUGUGUUGUUGGCCCUUCCCGUCCGUCGGCAACGAGAUUGGCUGAUCAUGGCUCAGGUGCCUUAUCUGUUGUCAUUUGAGAUGCUCGACGACCAAACGAUCCUCCAUUAUGCGACGACGACCUGCAAUGCAUCGUCGACACCAGAAAUUAUUCGUGAUGCCGCCAAAACACUGAAGGAAGACCUCGAGGCGUUCCAGUAUACCGUUUCGCGGUAUAGCCAGGAGCUUGAUGAUCAGAAAACGCCGUAUCUUGUUCUGGAUCCAAGCAAGACUGCAAUAUCGAUUCUUAUAUGA